Dreissena polymorpha is the source of this 2146-nucleotide messenger RNA. RefSeq lists its product as uncharacterized. The record is from RefSeq and is a predicted model, not a curated record. The transcript has 6 exons. Lineage: Eukaryota; Metazoa; Mollusca; Bivalvia; Myida; Dreissenidae. Bases 583 to 1311 code for a protein of 242 amino acids.
GAAAGGAAAUGGCAUGUUACUAUACUGUUACCAUUCAGAGGAGGGAUACCUUUUACUCAUUCAUUAUUUCAAGUGAUAUUUUAUUCAUCUUAGAGCCGGACCAUUAUGCAGGAUGGGAAGAGACGGGGUUUUGUGGAGAGCUCUGGGAAGGCAGCUUUUCCCAAAAAACUGCAGUUGACAGUUUUGGAGGAGAAUGCCCAAAACAAGACUGGUAGGUGUGCAAGGUGGAGGGGCCGAUACUGGUCUACUCAAGAGACCCAUGCACGAAAAUAACGGGAACAAGGAGAGGGAACCUUUCAAAACCUCCUACCGCCCCAAAAGGCAACAUAAGGAUGAGCAAAGACAACUGCGCGUUUGAAGUGCGCGUGGAGUUUAAGAAGAAGACGCUUUCGCCCACAUUGAAAGACAAUCGGCUCCUUGAGGAAGAAAUACGCCAGACGUUUGCCUUCAUUGAGGCAAGGACGAGGGCAAAAACACGCACCAGGAAGAUAGCCGCUAAACGCGCUGCUAGACUGACUUCCCAAAAAUAAUCGGAAGGAGAGUCCGAGAACCGUAAAAUACCUCACAUACAAAUUGUGGACGAUGGAUGCAUCGGAGGCAUCGAUGACGGCCAUUCAGUGGAUAGAGUGGGCGGUCGAGAAAGGCAUAAGAGCAAAUACACAGGGAGUGUAUAUCUGGAGCGAGCCAGAGGACGACGGGGUUGAGACGCCGGCCAUCAUGGAGGAGACGCCCGCCAUGCAGGCCGCCAUUUCACCGGCACCCACGUCUGUCAGGUUAAGGUUGUCAGGUUCGUCUAGGCCGUCAUCCAGGGCGUUCGACCUGUCCAGGUCGUCCGACCUGUCCAGGCCGUCUAGGUCGUCGAGAUCGUCCCGAGCGCCCAGGUCGUCGAGUUCGUCAAUGUCGUCCAGAGCGUCUACGUCGUCCAGCUCCCUGUCGAGGUCGUCCAGUUCGGACUCGGAAUACGUCCCGUUUGAGGCCGUCACCUCCGCCUCCUCCGACGAGGAUGUCCCUCUGGUGGCUCCGCCGGUCCCUGUGGUGGCUCGGGUGGUCCCUCUGGUGGCUUUGCCAUCACCCAGGCCUGAGAGGCGAAUGAGAAAUAUGAUUACGGAGGCGGACGAACUUGCCAUAAACAUGGUAUUCGCAGAGGACAUUGUCUCGACGUCCUUGUCAGGCAAGAGUAUAGGCAUCGAAGUCGUGAGACGAAACUACAACCGGGCGACCAUGGGCCGUUUGGGCUUUGAGCAGGUUCGAGCAAAGAUCCGAAACCUGGCCAAGGCUCGUGCAGCUCGCCUGGCGGCAGGCCCUAUGUAGAGCCAUAGUCCGGCUGAUAUUUCUUAUAUGUUUUUUUAUAUGCUUUUAUGUCUUUGUUUAAAUGAAUAUGUAUUAGUAUACAUUGUAAGUACUGGUUCAACCCAGGAAAAUAUUUGAUUAUCUGUAAAUGUUUUUAUAUGCUUUUAUGUCUUUAUUUAAAUGAAUAUGUAUUUGUAUACAUUGUAAGUACUGGUUCAACCCAGGAAAAUACUUGAUUAUUUGUAAAUGUUUUUAUAUGCUUCUAUGUCUUUAUUUAAAUGAAUAUGUAUUAGUAUACAUUGUAAGUACUGGUUCAACCCAGGAAAAUACUUGAUUAUUUGUUAAUGUUUUUAUAUGCUUUUAUGUCUUUAUUUAAAUGAAUAUGUAUUAGUAUACAUUGUAAGUACUGGUUCAACCCAGGAAAAUACUUGAUUAUUUGUAAAUGUUUUUAUGUCUUUAUUUUAAUGAAUAUAUAUUAGUAUGCAUUGUAAGUACUGGUUCUACCCAGGAAAAUACUUGAUUAUUUGUUAAGGUUUGUUAUAUAUGAUUUUAUAUCUUUGUUUAAAUGAAUAUGUAUUAGUAUACAUUGUAGGUACUGAUUCAACCCAGGAAAAUGCUUGAUUUUUUGUUUCCUUUUUAUACAUGAUCAUUGAUAAGUACUGGUUAUAUUUACUACCCAGGAUUUUUGUCUGAAAAUAAAAUAUUAUUACAUAGUUUGUAAUAAUAUAACAGACAGUCACUUGUUGUUGUAUAUUGCCUUGAGCUAAGCGAAAACACUUUUCAAACACAAACGUGCCUUGAGCUAAGCAAAACACUUUGGAAUCAAAAAAUGGACUUGAGCUAAGCCAAAACACUU